AUGCAGGAUGCCCAUCCUCGUGAAGUUAUUUCACUCUGGGAGGCCAAGAUUGAGGAGCCAAACUUUCAUCAUACGGAUCCUUCAUUAGUCAUUGUCCGCAAGUCCUCAAAGCAUAAAGUUUUCUCUGCAUCUGACGGGGACAAGCAACUACUUCGGUGGUUUUUCAGUGCAUGCAAGGGAAUUCCUCAGGAAAUAGAUUUUCCACAACCAUAUAGUCACACUAUUCCAGUACCUCCAACAAAUGCACCACCAUUUACUUCAGAAUACGAAGACAUAGAAUUGGCUAUGGCACUAAGUGCCUCUUCUCAGUACACUGUGGAGGAAGCACGGCCGCAAUGUCCUGAUACCCAGAUCAGCUCGGGAGGAAGCACUUCAAUUAUCUAUCAGAGUUCAGUGUUUGAAGCUGGAUCAAGUUCUAGUAAUCCGUCCGAGAGUAGCCAACCUUCUAUUGUCUCAACAUCAAUAACCUUAGCAAUCCAAUCACCUCAAUCUAUUCCAGAAGGCACAGAAGAUGACCAGAUGAAUUCACUACCUAAACCAGCAAAAACUGGAUUAGCGAGCAAUGAUGUAGGUGGUACUAGUACUACCUCAUGUAUAAUAUGCUAUGAUGCUCCGCGCGAGGGGGCCUGUAUUCCUUGUGGUCACAUGGUUGGAUGUGUGUCUUGUUUGAAAGAAAUAAAAGCAAACAACUGGGGUUGCCCUGUUUGCCGUAACAAGAUAGACGGGGUGAUUAAGAUCUAUGGUGUUUGA
Molecule: messenger RNA, 750 nt
Organism: Papaver somniferum (opium poppy)
Lineage: Eukaryota; Viridiplantae; Streptophyta; Magnoliopsida; Ranunculales; Papaveraceae
Product: probable E3 ubiquitin-protein ligase XBOS34
Exons: 3
Coding region: 1-750 (249 amino acids)
Source: RefSeq, a predicted model, not a curated record